Messenger RNA from Alternaria atra, 780 nucleotides. RefSeq lists its product as uncharacterized. NCBI's taxonomy places the organism in Eukaryota, Fungi, Ascomycota, Dothideomycetes, Pleosporales, Pleosporaceae. The record is from RefSeq and is a predicted model, not a curated record. The transcript has a single exon. The coding region runs from base 1 to 780 and encodes 259 amino acids.
AUGGCUACACUUUCUGUGCCGUCGCCUAACCUGGGCUCGGCUUCAUUGGGUGACAGCAUCCACAGACCGCUCUCCACUCACGGCUUGCCAAAGCAGCCGCGUACAAUGUCACCCGAACGACCACAUCGGUUUUCAGCGAAGAGUUACCCUCCUCCAGCUCUCGUUCACGCUCCCAUGACACCACAAUCGUUAGGACCAAUGUCCCCCCCACCAAUGUCGGCAAAGUCCUUUGGGACGUUCAUCGACUCGGAGCCGUCUACACCAGCCUACUCACCAAGGAUGGACCACGAGUGGCACGACUCAUCAGUGGUUCUAGUCCGACCUAUGUCUUCAUCCUCCGAGCCAUCCAGCCCUACUGAGCCUGUAUGGCGCAUGCUCCAACCACUGCCAGUGAAGGCUCCGCCCAAACCCAAAGCCAGCACCACAAGACCUCAAUCUAAAGAACCGGCCACCGCCGCUAAGGAAAUCUCAUCCAACACUUCGCUUUCAUCACAUCCUACCAAACAGGCGAGGUACAUCAGUCGCCCACAAGAGAUCAAGUUGGCCGACCUAUCGCAGCAAGAUCACACCCCGAAGAGCGAAGAAGUCGAGAAAGAAGACGAGAAGAAGCUUCAGGAGCAGACUGCCAGCACUCCCACUGCGGCGACCUUUGGUAAACUGGCAACAAAGAUGAAGUUGAUGUUACGACGGAAGAACACAAACGCCAAGAAGAAAGAGAAGAAGAAGAGGCAGUACGAAGAAGUCGACCGCAUAGAGGACGUACACUGGACAGAGAUGUGA